This is a messenger RNA of Lineus longissimus, 1785 nucleotides long. RefSeq lists its product as uncharacterized. The transcript has 2 exons. The record is from RefSeq and is a predicted model, not a curated record. NCBI's taxonomy places the organism in Eukaryota, Metazoa, Nemertea, Pilidiophora, Heteronemertea, Lineidae. The coding region runs from base 1 to 1785 and encodes 594 amino acids.
AUGCCAGUGAUUCCUCCAGAUCCAGGCACAGGUGCUGCAGCGGCGCCUGCUGCUCGUUCAGGCAUCAUUGGUAAUGUUGGACCAUUUAAUCCCAAGGAGGAGAAAUGGGAGAACUACCAAAUGAGGUUAGAACUUUGGAUGAUGACCAAUAAAAUUGAAGCAGAUUUGAGAGCUGCCACUCUGCUCACUGUGGUUGGUUCCGCUGUGUUUGAAACUGCGUUAAGCCUGGUGUUUCCGGAUAAGGUGAAUGAUAAGUCUUAUGAGGACUUAGUUGGUGUUUUGAAUAAACAUUUCGUUUCGGCUAGUACGCCACUCGCUGCUAGACUGAAAUUCACGUCCAGGAAGCAAAGAGACUCUGAAAACAUGAGUGAUUUCAUUGCUGCUUUGAAACGCUUGACGGUUGACUGUAAAUAUACAGCAGAAGUGAAGGUUGAAGAGCGUUUGAUUGAGACUUUGUGUCACGGUGUAAGAAAUGAAAAGAUUACCAAGCGUCUUUUGGACGAAUGGACAAAAGGUGACCUGACAUGGAAGAAAACGUGUGAACUUUCGUUAUCCAUGGAACUUGUUGACAAAGAUUUGAAGGGUUAUGCUCAUGAAGCCAGUAGCCGUGGUACAGUAAAUCGUGUCGAUCACAAGAAAGGUUCAGGACAGUCAUCGCGUGGUCACCAACAGCAGUGCAUACGUUGCCAUGAUUAUAAACGUGGAAAUGGUGAAUACAAGGUUAACGUGAAAGUUAACAGUGUUAAUAUUGCGUUCACUAUCGAUACCGCCGCGUCCGUCACAAUCACAGGUGAAAAUACCUAUAAUAAGCAUCUCCGCUCAGUGAAAUGUGUACCCUCCGAUAUAAAGUUGCGUAGUUAUGGUGGUCAGCAAAUUGACAUUUUAGGUGAAAUAACAGUACCUGUGAAAUACAGGUCAUUCAAGCGCAACAAAGUGUCUUUAUUAGGUCGUAACUGGCUGAAUGAGAUGACACUUGAUUGGUGUGAAAUAUUCGCGAUCAGUGGUGCAAAAACAAAGUGCAGUGUUGAUCAAUUGCUAGGAAAGUACAAAGAUGUUUUCGAGGAGAAAGGUACUGGAACCAUCAAAGGGUUCAAGGCUGAAAUUCAAAUUCAAAAGGGAACAAAACCGGUGUUUCUCAAACCAAGGCCUGUUCCGUAUGCCGUACGCGAAAAAGUGGAAAAAGAGUUGGAUCGUCUGGCGACAUCUACGGUGUUCGAAAAGGUUGACAGGUCGAACUGGGCAUCGCCAAUCGUGGUUGUGCCUAAGGCAGACGGAAGUGUGCUUAUUUGUGGCGAUUAUAAGGUCACUGUUAAUCUGCAUAUCGUUGACGAGCCGUAUCCUUUGCCUACUCCGGAGGACAUCUUUACCAAACUUGCAGGAAAGAAACGUUUCACGGUGCUUGAUCUGAGUCACGCGUACUCACAACUUGAAGUUGAUGAGAAAUCUCGUGAGUAUCUAACGGUGAACACUCACAAGGGCUUGUUUCGAUAUCGGAAACUAGCUUGUGGAAUCAAGACAGCUCCACAUAUUUUCCAGAAGGUGAUCGAUCAAGUACUAGCAGGACUUCCAAAUGUCGGUAGUUUUCAGGAUGAUAUCAUUAUCGGGGAAGACGAUAAUGAUGAAUACUUGGCUACACUAGAAACUGUUCUUGAAAGACUAGCGAAGCAUGGUAUCAGACUCAAACGUAGCAAAUGUCGAUUCAAAUGUCCUGGGUCGAGUAUCUUGGACAUCGCAUUGAUGCUGAGGGUAUCCACCCUACUGAAGACAAAGUUGAUGCUAUCGUGA